AGGAUUCCCAGGCAACUCAACAAUGAUAAUAGUACAGGAUUCCCAGGCAACCCAACUAUGAUAAUAUACAGGAUUCCCAGGAAACUCAACAAUGAUAAUAGUACAGGAUUCCCAGGCAACCCAACCACGAUAAUAGUACAGGAUUCCCAGGUAACCCAACUAUGA
This is a messenger RNA of Lottia gigantea (owl limpet), 165 nucleotides long. RefSeq lists its product as hypothetical. The record is from RefSeq and is a predicted model, not a curated record. Lineage: Eukaryota; Metazoa; Mollusca; Gastropoda; Lottiidae. The transcript is spliced from 2 exons. The annotation marks the transcript as partial.